This is a messenger RNA of Portunus trituberculatus (swimming crab), 1116 nucleotides long. RefSeq names its product DNA translocase FtsK-like. The coding region runs from base 1 to 1116 and encodes 371 amino acids. NCBI's taxonomy places the organism in Eukaryota, Metazoa, Arthropoda, Malacostraca, Decapoda, Portunidae. The transcript is spliced from 3 exons. The record is from RefSeq and is a predicted model, not a curated record.
AUGCCCAAGAACGCCAAGCAGCCAGCACCACAGCAAGAGUUGUCCCCGAGUCUGCAGGAGGAAGGAAGUGGUGAUGUCCCUGCUGAUGAGGUUCCUGACGACACCGACGUUCCUGAUGUGGAAGACGUGGCGACCGUACAAGCUGUUGCUGGGCCCUCCAUGAAACGCACUCGGCCAUCCAAGAAAGACGUCAAGGACUAUCCCUUCACCGACGACCAACUGAGGGAGAUUGCAAACUUCGUACAGUCGCAUCCAGAGCUGUAUGACAAGCGUGAAGAAGUUGGUGGAGAAGAAGAGGACAGACUUCGGGAAGAUCGAGAAGAGGGAGAGCAAGAGUGGAUCAGCAGCCAGGCCGAGGACGCAGAGGAGCAGAAGGUCGUGGAGGUUUGGGGCUUCCUGGCAGGUCACAUCGCCCACGAAACUACGCACCCUAGUGAAGACUUCGGCAGACAAUGGGACGACCCAGAAUCCUCCAGCCAGGAGUCUGUCCUAUCGGCCCACUCACUUGCCAGGAGGAAGAGGAAGAAGGAACGCCAGGAGGAGGACCUAUCCAGCCCACGAUCCACCAGAGGUUCCCCGGAGAGAAGUGCCAUCCAAGAACUACUACAGAGUGCACAGCUCCUAGCAACACGGAAACCACCACUUGAGGGACCUGUGGCAGACGUCCGGCAGUUCGUGGAGUUCAUGUACACCCGCCUGAUGAAGGUUUCCCCCAUGCAUCAUGGUGUACUCUUCGCCAAGAUCAACUACAUGAUCAGCCUCAUGGAGGAACCGGUGAUGGGAAGGAGUGCCAUAAAAGACCCAAGGAGAUUGCUGGAUGCUGUGCCCAUGCCAGUAGGAGUUCCGGGCCCAUCGCAGCAGUGGCAGCCUCCUGCACCACCUACUGUCGCUCCUGCUCCACCUCCUCCUCCUCCUCCUCCAGUGUAUCAUCAGCCGCAGUACCAGCAGCCACACUAUGCGCAGCCCCACUACCUACAACAACAGUACCAGCAGCCUCAACAACAACACGUCCCCCAUCAAGACCAAACUCCAGCCCCAGAAGACGAAGUCACCGGCGAAGAAGGCCAUCAUGUCCCCCAUGAUCGAGACGCCCAGGGCCUACGAGGCGGAGGAUAG